This is a messenger RNA of Pocillopora meandrina, 9472 nucleotides long. Lineage: Eukaryota; Metazoa; Cnidaria; Anthozoa; Scleractinia; Pocilloporidae. The record is from the annotation of a GenBank genome assembly.
GCGCAGGCUCAGGUUGAUGUCGCUUAACCGGUCGUUCGAUCGAAGAUUCAGCGCCUAUGCAGGGCUAAAUUUGCGUUAUGUCGCCAAGGGUUUUAACAGAUGUAAAAGUUGUCGAUAUCCAGAAACGAAAGGUUCCGAGCAAACAUUAUGUAAGUUAACAGUGAUAUAUUUAUGAUUGCAUCUAACUGUGGGUCGUUUAUCAGCUAGUAACUUGUGAUCUUAUAUGAGACCACCGAUAUACAAACUAUUAUCCUCAAUAUUCACGCAGUCAACUCAUAAAAUACAACACUAAUUCUGUUGUUGUGCAAAUGACAAGUGAAUCCGCUACUAACUUUCAAACAGAAGCUGAGUGAGUUAGUCAAAGGAAUGAUCAGACAAACACGAUAUUGUAUUAUUUUGAUAUCUGUAAAGUCGCUCUCCAGUAUCAUGGGAUUUCCCUAUCGAUUGAAUCAACUUACUGGUGUUGUGUGCUUAAAGUGUAAAGAGAAUUCUCAGUUUCGAAAACUCAGCUAGGUACAUAUGCUUCUGAUUUACAGCUGUUGUAACAAAAAUGGGGCUGUUUGCCAUAGAAAUGACCACUACAUUCCCUUGUGAAGUUUAUUGAACACGCUUGUUCCCUCUCAUGGUUGAGUCUUUUUCAUGUGGUAUCAACAAUGACAAAGGAGGGUGGAGAGGGGGGAAAUGUUUCAUUAAUUAUGACAUUAUAGCUAGCCAAGUGCAUUGUUUGAAACAUUAAAAAUCUCAAUAACCUGUGUCCUGUCCAAGACUAUGGUGUAAUUACCAAUUCACGGCUUGAGACUGGGCUUGUUGUCCUAUAUCAUUCUGCAGUGCUAAUAGCAGUUACUCUUGACUACUAAUCUCUAUUGAUGUGGAUCCUUCAGAAACUUGUAACCAGGAGAUAGCAUUGGUCACUGAUGAAAGUGUCUGUUUAACCAUUCUACAUUGGAUUAAAAAAAAAAUACAGUAUUUAAAAAAUUCUGUCUCAUGAUAAGCAUACCUUUUUACAGGUUUAUGUGAUAAAUGUCACUUGGUCAGAUGGUAGUGUUAAUGUUGUCUACAGGAGAUACAGCAAAUUCUUUGACCUUCAGGUAUGUUAAUUUUCUAUUAUAUGAAGACAGAAAUGUAAAUGCCUCUUGACUUGAAUUUAAUAAUUCUUCCUGUGAAUAUUUUUUUCUUGUCUUUGGUAAGCUCAUUCUUGUCAGCCUUGCUUUAUCACAUAAUGGUAACAAUGCUUUCAAAAUCCUUUGCCCUUGAAUUCUCCUAGUUAUGUUAUCCUAAUUUGAAAUAUUUGGAUAAUAAAUUUUUUAGUUGUUAUUGCUUAACAGACUAAACUUUUGGAGGAGUUUCCUCAUGAAAGUGGUGUAAAAGAUCCUUCGAAGAGGAUUUUGCCAUUUUUGCCAGGUUUGCUACAGCAUUCAUGUAAUUUGGAUGAUGCCAGUAAAGAAGUUAUCACCAUAUUUUAAUCUGUCAUUUUGUUGUUGAUGUUGAAGACUUGGUCUAUAGUCUCCAUGUUUUUAUGUGGUUCUCAUAGCAAACAGGAAGUUAUGAGAAUAUGGGAAAAGUGUAUCAGUUACAGGAUGUUUAAUUGAAAGACACUGGUAAAUUUCAAAUGCUCUCCAAACUACUCAAAUGCACCUGCACUAUUGGAAAUAAGAUUUGAAACAAUGUGUGCCAAUCAGAGUUUUUGGUGGUUUGGAAUGACAGUGUGCAAAACCUAUGAAUAAUUUUCAUAUACAUAUUAUUAUUAUAAUGAUACAUAUCAUUAUAUAUUAUAACAAUUAUACAUGUUAUUAUGUAUUAUAAUGAUUAUACAUGUAUAUAUUUGUAAGAAGGGAGUUUCCUUAAGCUCUUGUAUUUGUAUGAACUUCAGGUUAAUUAUGGACUAUCCAAAUGUGUGUGAUGAAUUGUGUGAUUUGUAUGCAGGUAAAAUUAUAUUUGGAAGAAGUCAUGUGCGAGAUGUAGCAUUACGUAGAAAGGAACCCAUUGGUGAAUAUUGUAAGGUGGGACAAAUUUCAGGAGUGAUCUGAGUUCUCUUUAGAAACCUUCUGUUUUUACCUAUGAAUUCCCAGCCUCCUGUUUUCACUAUUAUUCUCUUACUUAUUGUUAAAUACCUCUGACAAAGGUGUACAAUGGUUAGUUUGUGUCACCAUGCAGUCUUUUUUAUCUGUACAUGUACUUUGUCAACCUUGUGCAGUAUGUGGGCCUUUUUUUCCUUGGAACACUUGGCAUGAAGCUUGUCAUUAAUUGAUUAUUAUAAUGUUAACAUAUUUCAGGAGCUAAUCUCGCUACCACCCAAGAUAUCCACUAGUGGCACUGUAUUGAAGUUCUUUGAGCCACAACCAGAGGACAUAGACCUUCCAUCUAAGGAGUAAGUUUGUUUUACGUUGGUUACUUAGGUCCAGUAAUUUCAUUGCCAUUUCUUUUUUAAGUAUAUUUUAGAUGAAAAAGGAAGAAAUUUCCUAAUAUAGUAUUUAUUUUCAAUGGACAGCUUUUUAGUCAAAGAAAAUUGCAGGAAGAUUAUAAUGAAAUUUGAAAAUUUUAUAUUGACCAGUAAUGAGAUUAGACUUAACACAUACUAAGUUUAAGAAGGGGAAUGGGUAGAUGGUUUUUCAAGCAAAAUUUAUCAAGAGAUUUGGAGAUUGAAACCAAUAAUCCCCUGUCAAAUGGGUAUGGAUACUUUUUGAAAAAGUGGUAAAAGCUAUUUCAUUUAAAGUAAUUUUAAACUAAUUCCUCUUAUAGGAAAGACAAGAAAAGAAAGGAAAAGGAUUCAGGUACUUUUCUAGUUCAAGCAUUUUUGUUUGAAUGUAAACUUGGUUAUGAGAGUGCAAGUUUUCAUUUUUCUUGAUGACAUUAAGACUAGUAAUUGUAUGAGGACUGAGUGGAGUAAAAUUCAGGGAGUAAUUGGGUGAGUUAUUUUAAAUUGGCUGAGAACAUAGUGUGAGGCCAUUUGGAAAUUACUUGCAAAAUUACCCCUGAAUUGUAUGAUAUAAAGUGCAAUUACCAAUUAAUUCUAUCAAUAACAAAAAUGCAAGAAACUCUGCAUUGAAAAAUGUCAUAUACAAUCCAGCUUUUAUCUGGAAAGAAAUCUUGCACACCAGACAUGAGAUCUGAGUGGUACUUAUAAAUACACCACAGACUUACUCAGUGUAAGAUCCUCUUAAAAGCAGAGGUCAUGAUUAAAAUUGUUUGUUUUCUUUUCAUAAACAGCUGACCACAUAAGUGGGCCAGUUAUGUUGGAACAGUAUGUGGCCAUUGCAGAUUACAUAAAGCAGAAUAGAAAUGAAGUUAACAUGGUUGCAGGAGAUAUUGUAGAAGUUAUUGACAAGAAUGAAAAUGGUAUGGAACUAUAGUAACCCUUAAAUUGCAGUGUAAAAAGGGAGAUGUGAUUUGAGGCUGUACACACGAAAUCUUUACACAUGGAAUCUUCAAACAACUCUCCAUUCCAACUUUAUCUUAUUUGAAAUUAUUUCUUGGAAAAAUUAUGAUGAGUCAUUGUAAUAUCUGUUUUUAUGUGCUUGACUGACAGUUGACCUUUAUCAUUAGUUUUUCAAAGCUGGUGCUUUUUUUAGUUGUUUUACGGUCUGAGAUAGCUGUUCCAAAUGAGGUAGAGUAAAUAUCUGCUUGUCAAGUGACCAAUAGCUACAUAUUAACAUUUCUACAAUGCUUGUCAUAAAAUAGUAGUGAUACUUGUCGAAACCUGUUGAAAACACCUCUUGGUUAACAAUUUUGUGCUAGAAGAGGAAUGAAUAUUAGCUAACAAUCCUAAUCCUAGGGUAGGAGUAUUGUUUGUCAUGUUUUAAAUCUAGGAAAUAUUAAUUUUGCCAUUACUCUCACUCCCUGGUUAUUGUGGAGAACAGCUCUCUGAAAAGACCUGUCCACCAACUUUCAGCCAACUGUUGGCUGACAGAUAACUAAGAGGCCACUGACAGGUUACUAGUUGGCCAGUACAAAAAUUUCAGUUGUAUAUUUCUAACAAUAUACCCACUCUUGUGACCUAAUCAUUCUUUGAUAAGCUGGGUAAUAGCUGCCAGGUGAUAUUCCCUGAUUUAAAAUUCCAGUAAGAUGAUAUUCUUUGUUUAAAUUUUACUCUAAGAAUUUAGAUGCUUUUGCUGUUGUUUAGGGAGAAAAUGUUUUUGGUUUGUAAUGGCGAAUUUUGGAAAGUCAAAAAGUAAUUUGCAGGGGUCCCAAAAUACAUCUUGAUCAAAGCUCAAUUGAAAGUACCACCCAACAAUUAUCUAGGUAACUGCUUGAUAGAGGUUUGAUUGCAUUAUAAUAACCGUGCAGACGAUUGUGGCAAGAUGAAGUUUAAGCUUCAACCAAUUAAAUGGCACACUUCUCUCUUCUCUUUAUAACUUUCAUUUCUCUCUUGUCUGUGUAACCUUCUGUACAGUCAAGCUGUCAAAAUUAACAUUAAGGGGUUUUUCAGCAGGCUAUACAUUGCUAUGGUAGCUUUAAACUUGGGAAGUUGAUCAUUGCUUUUAACUCAUAACAAGUGGUCCAUAAAUUGCCUUAAACCAAAGUAAAAGCAGCUAUAAAGGUCUAUUUUUUUUCAAAGCUAGAAUACUUUUGGCUUUUGUGAGAUUUACCUCAAUUUAAUGUGAUUAUUUAUCAGGUUGGUGGUUUGUUAAUGUAGAUGAAGAGCAGGGUUGGGUUCCAGCAGCUUAUCUUGAGCGUGAGGAUGGCAGCUUAGAUGAGUCUGCCAAUCAAUUAGCGACUGAAUCAGGAGGUAAGUUACCUUGUUGUACCAAGCAAGUGACCAACCUCGAUUCUAAUGGUGUAUAAUGGUAUUUUAUAAACACUAGCCACUUUCGGCUGGAAAUUAUGCUGAGAUAUUUGUCCGCCAAGACUAUCUACCUGAGAAUUUCUGUGAGUGAAGCUCAAAGAAACAGGUACAUGUAAUGUAAAUUUACUAACAUAUUUUCAAGCCGUAUGGAGACUUACGUGUUUAUUAUUCUUCAAAUUGUUUUGGAAUGGAUAGAGAAAACUGGAUACCACUAACAACAGAUGUUGACAUCUCAGAGCGACUUAAAUAACAAACAAGUUUGUCUUUAUUGUAGUAGCAACCACAAAACACUCUUCCAGAUUAUGUCAACUUUAAAAGGAAGACAUUCGUGGCCUUGGACGUAAAGUUCGAAAAUUGGGGUGCAACAUGUGAGGAUUAUCACUGGAUUUUACCAGUUUAAGAUGAGGCAUUUGGGGCUACGGGGCGCACCCAAGACAAUCACGCUCGAACAAAACUCUUUGAUGGAACAUUAGAUAUAUGUCUGCAGGUCUGAACGUCUUUCUUUCAACAAUAACAAACACCUCCUCAAUAAUAACAACAGCUUUCAUAGCCUUUACUGUGUCAUCUUUAGCAACAACCACAAUCACAGUACCAGAUACCCUCAAUACCAGUUAUGAUCUCCGUGCUCGUCGUACCCAUGAGACUUGUUCGAUCCUAUUUGAGUCUUCCCUUCUUCGCUACUUAUCUUUAUUUUUUUUUAAGAGAGAAUGAUUACAACAACAACCUACAAAGCAGAACUCGAUGAUGAAAUUUCAUUUGAGGUUGGCGUUUUAGUGACCGUGAUAGAGAAGAAUUUUGAUGGAUGGUGGCUUAUUCGGUGAGUACUCUCCAUGAGUACUCUCCAUAAUAUUUACAUCAAUUGAAUUGUCGUCAAAGCCUGAAAUGGAUCAAGCAAUAUACGUUGUAACUGUUAGUUAUUAAACGGUACAGAGGAAAAUUGAAGAAAGGUGUGCUCUGUUUGUAGGAGUGAUAAUAUGUGAAUGGUCAAGGCACAAUUUUCAUAACGCCCUCUUAUGCUUUUUCUUAACACUCUUUAAGGUAUCAGAAUCGCGAGGGUUGGGCACCAGCCAUGUACCUCAAGAAAACUGAUCCCUCUCAGCUUGAAGCCAUACGACAUGGUUCAGAGUCUUUAGCGAGAGAGAAAACUGCAAGCGUGGCGAGUGGUGUACAGAGUGCUUCUAGACUUCAUGGUAUGGAUUGCUUUUCAACUUCAACAACCGUCCUGUUAAAAGAAAAAUGAAUAUCAUUAUAUGUGAACUGCAGUUUAAGAAAUGAAUAUGACAGCGAUCUUCGCAGUAAUAAACACUACUUAAGCAGUAGUGAAAGUAAGGCCUGAAAAAAAUUCAGGCCUUUGUGGGUUUAUGGUUGGCUCAGGCCUUAUUGUCACUACUGCUUCAGUUGUGUUAAUUUCUGCGAAGAUCGCUUUCAACUUCAUUUCUUAAACCGAAGUUCACAAAUAUGAUUUUAGUAUAUUCACAGUCACUAAAUCAUAACUUCACGGGUUUAUUUGGUAAGAAUUAAUAUAAUGACCAGCUCCCAGAUGCCAGGCUUGUUAUUUCAAUUGGUAGAGCAUUGCACCGGUAUCGCAGAGGUCAUGGGUUCAAAUCCUGUGCAGGCUUGAAUUUUUUUCAUUCAUCCUUUUCAAGUGUUGGAAUUUUCCAAUUCGUUCUUUGACGUGCAUCGUUACCAAGCUUCAUUUCGGGUGUUUGCUUUUUUGUAAUUUUGCAUUCUCUAAACAGGCUCCGACAAAACUGGAACGAAAGGUCGGAAAGUGCCUCCAAGGAAGGCUUCGGUAAGUCUUUAGCAAAAAGACUCUUUUAAUAAUAUUAGAGAACACAAUCUAUUGUAGACUAUAGUGUGCGGCGAAACGAAAUUUCCAUGUCUAUCUCUGUUUUCUCAUUGAGUUCGAAUAAUUCACAAGAAGAAUUUCUGGGAUUAAAUUUGUUACAGAUAAAUUUCUUUUUUUUUUUUUGAAGAGUUGACUUAGCCUGACCGAUAAAACUCCUUCGAUUUAGUCUCUGAGUGUUCGAAGGCCGAAGUCUUAAAGCCAGUCCUUCAUUUUUUUUCACGUUCCAAAAAAAGUUGUUCGGUUUCGAUUCACUGGGUUCUUUUCAUUCCUUGCAAGACUUGCAUCUUAUAAAGGUGACUCGGUCACCUUCGUUUCCAGGGCCUUUCUCCUGUUACGUGCGUUUUCUUGGCCGUCAUGAUUGUUCACACGCUAUUAGGACACUCUUAUCUGGGAAUAAUUAUAUUGAGAUAAGUAAACUAACACACAUACAUUGUGCUUGAUCUCCAGGUCAAAAGGUCCAAAAAGUUGCCAGUUCACAUCACAAACAUGUCGUACGAGAAAACUAUGGCUAUAUGCGAUUCGCCUACUCCAAAGUCUCCUGAAGUAGAAUAUUUUACCGUUGGCGACUUUCGUUCAUUGGGUGUAGAGGGAGCGUUAAACUUUACAGAAGGAAUGUCUGUGGAAGUUGUCGAGAAAGCUCCAAAUGGAUGGUGGCUGGGAAAAAUCGGUGGAGUAGAGGGUUGGAUACCAUCCUCAUACCUGGGUAAAAGAUUGCUGGAGAAACAACAAGCCAAUGGAGCAGAAUCUUCAAAUGCCUCAAUAAACAUUCCUAAACCCUCCCCUCGUAUUCCAGAAAAAAUUCCAGAGGGUAACGCUACAUUUUUCACGUUAGCAGAUUAUAAUGACACUUUUGAAGGUGGCAUUUCCUUCAAAGAAGGGCAAGCAGCGCAGUUAAUCGAACAAAAUCCGGAUGGAUGGUCAUAUGUUAGAAUCCAAGGCAAAGAGGGUUGGGCACCAACAAGCUAUCUUGUUUCAAGCACGGAAAAAAAGUCUGCAGCUCCUCCUCGACCAGUCGCCCCUGUAAGCGCAAAGCCGAUUGCAAAACAAAUGCCGAACAUCGCGUCAUCUCAGUCUGGAAAAGGUGUAAGUUAUGCUCAGUCGCAGCAAAGGAAGCCGUUACCAGUUCCUGUAAAGAAUACCACCAAAAUGGCUGUCUCUUCACUGAAUUCAGUUCCUAAGAAACCUGAUCUUCCGGCCAAACCUCAAGUAAAACCUCGUUCGAAGAUCUGGCCUCCAGAAGUCUCAGUGAAAUCAUCGAUUACGAAACCAACUCGUGUUCCUGUGAAACAGAACAUCUUCUGCAAAGCCUUAGAGUCUUUCUCCUCUGAAAAUGGUGAAGGUUUAUCGUUUUGUACUGGAGACGAAUUUGAGUUUGUAGAAGACUCCAAUAAUGGGUGGUGGUUGGUCAAGACAAAGGGUGGAAAGGAAGGUUGGGUACCAGCAUCUUACUUAGAGAGGGUGAAUAUUAAACCAGUAGCGCCCAAAAGACCAGCAAAACCAAACCCUCCAAAGAAGGCGCAACACCAAGAUACGAAAACUGUUUAUAUAGCUAUGGCAGAAUACGCUGACGAAGGGGAUCAAGAUUGUAUCAGCUUUAAAAAAGGCGAUCGCAUGGAAGUGCUUGAAAUGGAUGAGGGAGGUUGGUGGUUAGUUACGAUUGGAGGAAAGUCCGGUUGGGCGCCAUCAAAUUUUUUGAAACCUUUGGAAUGAACUGAAUUCAGAGUAAGAAUGAUUCAAAAAUGAGUGACAGCCAAGGUUGAAGGACUUCUUAAUUUCUCAGGCAGCAUUAGAGCCCCGUCCACACGCAUCCGGAUAUUUUUGAUUCUGCAACUUUUUCGUUGCGUAUUGGUCUUCCCUCCACACUUACCUGGUGAAUACGGUUGAUGAAUCAGCAACUUUUUGAAACACUUCUCAGAGUGCAAUACGCGUUAACGAUUGAAUCCGUCUAUUUUAGAAUACAGGGUAAUUUAGUAUUAUCAACUGAGUUGAUAACGUAAAUUGGCCACCAUGAAGAGUUUCAAAGCUCGCGUUUCGAGCGUUUGCCCUUCGUCCGAGCGAAUAAGGAGGGCUAACGUUGUCGACAUUUUUGAUGGUUUUGGCCGCUCUGCUCAUCGUGAUUUUAACCAAUAACUCGACCUCAUGAUUUGUCCAAAUAAAGGACUCUCUUUUACAUGUCUUUUGUUUGAUUGUGACAUCUUUUCUCGUACUUAGCCAGUCUUCCAAGCGACACGUGUUGAAACUUCAAGUAUAAAAAAAAUAGGUUGCUAAUAUUUAUCGCAGCCUCAAGUCUCUUGAUAGAGUGCAUGCUCUGUUGGAGAAAGCGUUGAGAUAUCCGGAUGCGUAUCGAAUUCAUGUGAACGGACUAAAAUGAUUCGAAUGUGGUACGUGUGGACGCGAAUUUUCAUUAGACCCGCAUCGAGAAAGUUGGGAAUCAAAAAAUAUUCGAAGAAGUUUGGAAACUGUUUCUGACUCCCUUAAGCAAAGGGAGCUGACUUAUCUGUUGGCGUUAAACUAGUGAGGGGUGAAACAGUGGCUUUUUCAUACUAUUAGAUCAUUUCUUCUCAUUAAGAGAUCCUAUUAGUAUGUCGGUGUGGGUUUGAAAUAAACUGGUGACAUAAUGCUUCCUCUUUUUAAAAUUUUGCCGAAUUAUUGACUUCUUAUCAGUUUAACUCAAAUUGGAACAGGGUUAACAUCAAUAACUCUUUUGUUAAAGAUGGCGCUACGGUUAGAAAAAUAUUUUCGGCUGCGCCUCGUGUGCCACUUUUUUGUUCUUACCACAUUUUGACGUCAUCUGUGAUCUAUUACUGAACAGACGCACGGCAACUUGGAAUCUAUUCGUU